AUGAGAAUUUUUAACUAAAACUAUUGUUAUCUUGUUUUGGGAACAUUUAUGUUACUUUUAAAAGUACCAAUAAAAAAGAUUAAUCGUAAUACUGAAAAAAGUGGCUUAGAAAACGCAGGUUUAUGAUUGUUACACUAAUAUUCCAUUUUUGUUACCAAAGAACAUUUAAAUAAGUACAAGUACUUCAAACACAACUUUUAUUCAAUCAAUCAACCUGUGGCCUAAAAUAAAAUUGGUAACAUGGCGAACGAAACUGUAACCGAGAUGAAAGAAUUACAAGAUCGUAACAAAUAUCUUGAAGAUGAAAAUGCCAAUUUAAUGAUGAUGUUAGAAGAAUACGAAGAUAACAUUGAAUUAUUAAAGACUGAAAUUCAGUCAUUAAACCAAAAGAAUGAUGAUCUAGAAGUUGAAGCAUCAAAGUAUCAGUCGGCCCUUGGAAUAGCAACAAAUUUUGAUUAUAAUGAUGAUCAAAAUCUUAAUGUUGAACUCAAUGAAGAUAUUUUAGCAUUACAUGACACUUUAGAAAAUUAUGUUACAAAUUUGAAGCCUAAAAUAGAUGUUAAUAUAAAUAAAGCAAAAGAGCUUUUACGUAAAUAUAAAUGUCAAAUAAAGAUUUCCGAUAAAGAACCAAACAAACCACUCAUCAAAGCUGUAUUACAGCGGUAUGUACUUGAAGAAAUACUUGAUAAAGCGGAAACUUAUUUCACAAGUUCAAAUAAAGAAUGUUAUCUUGAGUCAGAUAUAGUAGCAUCAACUACGAAUUUGACUGGUCUAAUGGAAAGACUUCAUAAUAAUCGUCUUGGUGAUGAUGAAAUAACUCGUCUUAUACCAAUAAGAUUACGUCAACAAGUUUAUAUUGCACUUGGCACUCGAGGAUUUAAUGAUAUCAAAGAAUCCAUAAGUAAAUAUAAUAAACAUAACUUUAUUGAUGUUAUCUCGAAAAAAAUCAAUAUGAUGAUGGAUGAAUAUCGUGAUAUUAAAGAUAUUGAAAAGAAGAAAUAUGUAAAUGCGCUAGCAGAAAAUUUAGUCCGAGAUGUCGUUAGAAUAUUUUAUUUUCGCUUACCCAUUCAAGAACCAGUGGCUCAGUAUCGUUGGUUUAACAAUAACGAAAAAAUCAACAACAUCUUCAUGAAAGGUAGUUGGGAUGAGAAUGAAAUUGAUGACUUGGUCGUUGAAGUUUGUUCAUUUCCGAUGAUUUAUAAACCAGAUGAUGAUGGUGAUAAAGUUUGUACUCCCGCAAAAGUUUUUCCACGUCAUUUUAUUAAAAAAAGCCUAACAGAAGAAUGUAUGGAUGUAAUAGGCAACUUCAUGAAGAUGGUUAAAUCGGAUGAUAAUUCAGCUCUAAGUCUGCAAGUAGAUGAAAACGAAUUUGAACAAACUGGUUCAGCUAACUCUCAUGUGUCAAAUUAAAAGCAAUUAUUAAUAAAUGAAAUCAUUUAAACAAAUGAUAUUCACGUCAACUCAACUGCUAAUUGUAUAUUCACAAAAAAUAUUUUUUUUAUUUAUGACAAAAAAGUUAUCAUAGUAAAAUAAACCUUUUGAAAUUGUUUUCUUAAU
Rhizophagus irregularis DAOM 181602=DAOM 197198 is the source of this 1557-nucleotide messenger RNA. RefSeq lists its product as uncharacterized. The record is from RefSeq and is a predicted model, not a curated record. Lineage: Eukaryota; Fungi; Glomeromycota; Glomeromycetes; Glomerales; Glomeraceae.